Messenger RNA from Thermothelomyces thermophilus ATCC 42464, 3090 nucleotides. Its product is annotated as glycosyltransferase family 2 protein. The coding region runs from base 278 to 2938 and encodes 886 amino acids. The record is from RefSeq and is a predicted model, not a curated record. The transcript has 4 exons. Gene Ontology annotation, cellular component: cell septum; cell periphery. Lineage: Eukaryota; Fungi; Ascomycota; Sordariomycetes; Sordariales; Chaetomiaceae. Gene Ontology annotation, molecular function: chitin synthase activity.
GGCAGGUGACACGAUCCCACAGCCACCUCGCCGACACCCGACCUUCCAACGUGGGGCCGACCCCUCUGACACUUUGACGAUUCUUUCAGAACACUCAGCCGUCCGAAUCGGUAACAUAUUCUUCGUUACUGUAGACAUAACGCAGAAAGCCCGCCCGAGCUAGGACUCACGGGUUGCAUGCGCUUUGGCAGCGGUUUGGCGGUUUGCCGCACCUCCUCGAUUCGUUAGACGCACAGCUCGUUGCGUUUCAGUCGACUCCGUGGAGUUUCAGACAACCAUGUCGUACAAUCGAUUAGACGACGACUAUUACGAGAGCCACCCAUUGGAGACCAGGAUGCAUAGGACGCCGUCCCCUACGCAUCCACUCCAACACGGGUAUCACCUAGAAGACAACCCGUACGGACACUCGCAACUCGACAUACCCCAAGGUCCUGGCAGGUACAGUCCGGGCGACGCAUUACAUAUGCAGACAGCACAAUCAGUCGACAACCUCGGGAGCUACUCGGUCAACCCCGAGGCGCAUCACGAUGCCUACUACAACCAACCUUACGAGCCGCACCCUACAGGGCACUCGGGAUACGACCAAACGCCGUACUACGACGAUGAUCGGCGGCCGAUGCUAGCCCACAACGGCUCCCAAGUCGGCGCAAGCGACCCAUACCACGACAACCAGCAGCCCAGGCCAAACAAUGGAAUCAAGAGGUGGAAGACGGUGAAGCAGGUGCUCCUGUACCGGGGGAACUUGGUCCUCGACUGCCCGAUCCCUCCAAAGCUGCUGAACCAGCUGCCCCACGGAGAGCGCGAUGAGUUUACCCACAUGCGCUACUCGGCCGCGACAUGCGACCCGGCCGACUUCUACGAGGAGAACUUCACCCUCCGUCAGAAGCUGUUCAGCAAGCCCCGGCACACGGAGCUGUUCAUCGUUGUGACCAUGUACAACGAGGACGAGAUCCUGUUUGCGCGCACCAUGAUCGGCGUCUUCAAGAACAUCGAGUACAUGUGCAAGCGGACCGAGAGCAAGACGUGGGGCAAGGACGCCUGGAAGAAGAUCGUCGUCUGCGUCGUCAGCGACGGCCGCGCCAAGAUCAACCCGCGGACCCGGGCGCUAUUGGCCGGUAUGGGCGUGUACCAGGAGGGUAUCGCCAAGCAGCAGGUCAACGGCAAGGACGUCACGGCGCACAUUUACGAGUACACGACUCAGGUUGGCAUGGCCAUCCGGAACGACGUCGUGCAGCUCAUCCCCAAGCAGCAGCCCGUGCAGAUGCUGUUCUGCCUCAAGGAGAAGAACCAGAAGAAGAUCAACUCGCACCGCUGGUUCUUCCAGGCCUUUGGUCGCGUCCUGGACCCCAACAUCUGCGUGCUGAUCGACGCCGGUACCAAGCCGGGUAGCACCUCCAUCUACCACCUCUGGAAGGCCUUUGACCUGGAGCCCAUGUGUGCCGGCGCCUGCGGUGAGAUCAAGGCCAUGCUGGGCACGGGCGGCAAAAACCUUCUCAACCCGCUGGUCGCCACCCAGAACUUUGAGUACAAGAUGAGCAACAUCUUGGACAAGCCUCUGGAAUCGGCCUUCGGCUUCAUCUCCGUGCUGCCCGGCGCCUUCUCCGCCUACCGCUAUGUUGCCCUCCAGAACGACAAGAACGGCAAGGGCCCGUUGGAGAAGUAUUUUGCAGGCGAAAAGCUUCACGGUGCCGGCGCCGGCAUUUUCACCGCCAACAUGUACCUCGCCGAGGAUCGUAUCCUCUGCUUCGAGCUCGUCACCAAGCGCAACUGCCACUGGAUCCUGCAGUAUGUCAAGUCGGCCACGGGCGAGACCGACGUGCCCGACACAGUGACCGAAUUGAUCUUGCAGCGCCGCCGCUGGCUGAACGGGUCCUUCUUCGCCGCCAUCUACGCCAUCGUCCACUUCCACCAGUUCUUCCGCUCGGAUCAUUCCCUCAUGCGCAAGCUGGCCUUCUUUAUCGAGUUCGUCUUCAACACGGUCAACAUGAUCUUUGCUUGGUUCGCUAUCGGCAACUUCUUCUUGGUGUUCAAGAUUCUUACAACCAGCCUGGGCGACGAAAACCUGCUAGGCGAGGUCGGGAAGAUCCUUAGUGUGGUGUUCACCUGGUUGUACGGCGUCUCGCUGGUGACGUGCUUCGUGCUGUCGAUGGGCAACCGCCCGGCAGGAUCAGGGCCGUACUACAUGGCCAUGGUUGUCUUCUGGGCUAUUCUUUUCAUCUACCUCAUGUUCGCUGCCAUCUACAUCGCCGUCAACGCCAUCAUCACGGAUCUUAAUGCGCACGGCUUCAGCAUCGACUCGCUCUUCAAGAACAAAGUCUUUUACACGCUGAUCGUGUCCGUCAUGUCGACCUACGGCAUCUGGCUGAUCGCCUCCCUGCUCAUGUUCGACCCCUGGCACAUGUUCACCUCGCUCAUCCAGUACAUGCUCCUCUCGCCCACCUACACCAACGUACUCAACGUCUACGCCUUUUGUAACACGCACGACAUCUCGUGGGGUACCAAGGGCGACGACAAGCCGGAGGCCCUGCCAUCGGUCAACACCAAGGACGGGCAGGGCAAGACGGACCUGCCGGACGAGGGCGACCUUAACGCGCAGUACGAGCGCGAGCUGCAGGUGUUCAGCCGGAAGCCGGUCAAGGAGGUCAAGCCGCCGACGCCGAGCCAGAUCGAGGAGAAGCAGAUGGACUACUACCGCGGCGUGCGCACCGUGGUCGUGCUGGUCUGGAUGAUCACCAACUUUGCCCUCUGCGCCGUCGUCCUCUCGACCGCGGGCGUCGACAAGAUCGUGCCCGGCAACGGAGAGUCGGAGGAGGAGAUCAAGAGCAACCGCGCCAACGUCUACCUCAGCGUCGUCCUCUGGUCCGUGGCCGGUCUGUCGGCGUUCAAGUUCCUCGGCGCGCUCUGGUUCCUGGUGGUGAGGAUGUUCAGGGGCGUCUAGACAGAUGAGAGAGAAUCGAGAGCUGGUCGGUACCCGCCGCGCAAGGGUUUGUGUGUGAAGAGGAGGAAAGUUAGUUGAUCUGACUGAUAUAUGGAAAAAAAUCUUUUUUUUCCUUUCAUUUUCUUCUUGUUCGUCGCACUUGCGUUCGACUC